AUGGUUGGUCUAAGUAGCCAAAUGAGAAGCCUGGAUCUCGGGGAUCAAAAUGAUACCCAUGUCGACCAUAUCAACACGCAAGUCCUCGACAAACAUGCGCAAAACAUCAAGACCGAUGAGCUAUCGGGAGGUAAGACGAAAAAGACAACAAAAGACAAAGCUAAUAGGGCAACGGUGGAAAAUGUUCUUGAUCCUAGAACAAUGCGGUUCUUGCAAGCUUUGACCACACGGGGAGUGAUAUCCGAGUUCAACGGGUGUCUCAGCACUGGUAAAGAAGCAAAUGUGUACCAUGCGUAUUCCGGAGCGGGUCCAAACGGCGACAAAGAACGAUGCGAACUAGCGAUAAAGAUUUUCAAGACUUCGAUCCUGGUGUUCAAGGAUCGGGAACGCUACGUAGACGGUGAAUUCCGCUUUAGAAACUCGCGGUCCCAGCACAACCCACGCAAAAUGAUCAAAGUAUGGGCCGAAAAGGAAUUCCGCAAUCUCAAGCGAAUUUACCAAAGCAAUGUGGUACCUACGCCCAAACCGGUGGAGGUGAGGUCAAACGUGCUGGUGAUGGAAUUUCUGAAUAGAGGCGAUGGAUUUGCAUCGCCAAGACUUAAGGAUUAUCCUUUCAAGGAUGCUGCAGAUGUUGCUUACUAUUAUUUCACAAUGAUCGCAUACAUGCGACUGCUGUACCAAAAAUGUCAGUUAGUACAUGCCGAUUUAUCGGAAUACAACGCGCUCGUCCAUGAAAAGAAACUUUACAUCAUAGAUGUGUCACAGAGUGUGCAACCAGAACAUCCAAUGAGUUUGGAUUUCUUAAGAAUGGAUAUCAAAAACGUGAACGGCUUUUUCGAACGGUUUUCCAUCGACAUUUUCCCAGAAAGAAUCAUUUUUCAAUUCGUGAUAUCGGAAACGCUCGAGAAGUUUGCGGGUGACUAUGAUUCCUCUGAAGAUCUCGUGGAAUACAUGGCAAAUAAUCUGCCGAUCAAAAGCACACCAGAGGAUGAGGCCGAGGACGAGGUAUUCAGAUCUUUGCAUUUGGUGAGAAAUUUGGGUGGUUUGGAAGAAAGAGAUUUCGAUCGCUUUACUAUGGGUAAGUUCGAUCUUCUGAAGAGUCUUAUUGCCAACGACAACAAGAAAAACGCCAAGAAUUUCACAGCGUCCGAACAGUUUGAUCUCUCAUCUUCUAGUGAAGAUGAGGACGAAGAGGAGGAUGACGAUGACUUAGGGGACGCCGCAACCGAUGAAGACGGCACCGAAAGCGAGAACGACUCCGAACAAGAUGUCGAUGACGAGUCGGAUAGCGACUACGUUGAAAAAUCUAAAGAAACUAAGCAUAAAAAACAUGAAGAUAAAGACGCGAAGAAGCAACGAAAGGACGAGGCAAAGGACGCAAAGCGUGAGAAAAGGAAAACCAAGGUGAAAAAGCACGUAAAGAAAAGACUGGUCAACAAAACCAAGUCUAGAAAAUGA
Lachancea sp. 'fantastica' is the source of this 1458-nucleotide messenger RNA. The record is from the annotation of a GenBank genome assembly. NCBI's taxonomy places the organism in Eukaryota, Fungi, Ascomycota, Saccharomycetes, Saccharomycetales, Saccharomycetaceae.